Molecule: messenger RNA, 773 nt
Organism: Lecanosticta acicola
Lineage: Eukaryota; Fungi; Ascomycota; Dothideomycetes; Mycosphaerellales; Mycosphaerellaceae
Source: the annotation of a GenBank genome assembly
AUGGACGGCCACACGAAGAGCGGGGACGCCAAGGAGAUCCAGAUGCCAGAGUGGGAACAUAUCGCGGCGCAGCAAGAUGGCGGAAAGGUGGAAGGAGGAGAAGGGGCGCAGAGAGGACAUAUACCGUUGAAGACGCGUGUGGUUGGAGUGUUGGACAAAAUCGUAUCGCCGCAUCGUACCUACUUCGGUAGGAGGCGGAGGACGUUCUUGCUGGUAUUGCUGGGAAUCUUCCUCGCUUUGUUGGUCUUCAUCAUAGGGCUAGCCGUGGGAUUGUCACAUCGAGGGUGGGAUAGAUAUCGGAGUACGAGGUUGGGUACAGGAGCUGACUGCAGGCAGGAACGCGAAUCUCCCGCUCCCUUCGAACACGAAGACUUUCACAGGCGACCUCACGUACUACGAGCCGGGUCUAGGUGCGUGCGGCGAGACAUCUACCAGCAGCGACAGGAUCGCAGCUGUGUCCCACCUUUUGUUCGACGCCGCCGGCUCUACGUCGAGCCAUGGCGGUAACUCGAAUGGUAACCCACUCUGUGGUCGCAUGAUUAGGGUGCAGAGGUUUGAUGCGUCUGCGGGAGAGACGAGGAGCGUAGACUUGAAGGUGGUAGAUCGAUGUACCGGGUAAGCCAAGCGCGGAAUAUCUCGUGAGCGGUCUCCGCUAAUGUAGAUUUGCAUACAGCUGCGCCGCUGAUGAUAUUGACACCACCGAGAGCGUCUUCAAGAAGCUGGCUUCGAUUGAGGAGGGCCGGGUCCCUAUGACUUGGGCGUGGCUGCAGUGA